Molecule: messenger RNA, 8218 nt
Organism: Polyodon spathula (Mississippi paddlefish)
Lineage: Eukaryota; Metazoa; Chordata; Actinopteri; Acipenseriformes; Polyodontidae
Gene: dync2h1
Product: cytoplasmic dynein 2 heavy chain 1
Exons: 57
Coding region: 1-8172 (2723 amino acids)
Biological process (GO): microtubule-based movement
Cellular component (GO): dynein complex
Molecular function (GO): dynein light intermediate chain binding; minus-end-directed microtubule motor activity; ATP binding
Source: RefSeq, a predicted model, not a curated record
AUGGCCCAGGGAGAGGCUGAAAAUAAAAACCGUCUCCUGCGGUCAGUGGCAGGUGGAGGUCUUGAAGCUAUCAGUGCUCUCAGAGCCAGAUGGGAUAAAUUUGAAUUAAUGAUGGAGAGUCAUCAGCUUAUGAUCAAAGAGCAGGUUGAGGUGAUGAAGUCAAAUGUUGAAUCUCGUAUAAAGAUGUACGAACAAGAGUUGGAAAAGUUUAAAGCCCGUUGGGAUCAAUUAAAGCCUAAUGAUGACAUCAUUGAAACUGGUAACUUGGAAGCCCUUCAGAAGUGUGUCCAGACCAUAAAGGAGAAAAAGGCUGAGUUUGGGGAACUUGAAAACACAAAGAAAAAGCUAAUUGAAGACUGUCAUCAUUUUGAAUUGGAACAGCCUGACUUUGCCCUAGCUGACAGCAUUCUCAGAGACAUUGAGGACUUUUCAGUGACCUGGUCACUGUAUGAAGAAUUCCAGGAAGGAUUUCUGGGGAUGACAAAGGAAGACUGGAUCACUUUCAGGAGCAAGACCUAUCUCUUUGAAGAGUUCCUUUUCAUGUGGCAUGAGAGACUAAGAAAACAAGAGGAACACACAACGAUGACUGUAAAACUUCAGGAUGAGAUUGACAAAUACAAAACGGUGGUUCCUGUGUUGAAGUAUGUCCGGGGAGAGCAGCUUUCUCAGGACCACUGGCUGGACCUCUUCCGUAUCCUGGGUCUCCCCAGAGGCACCACUCUGGAGAAGCUUGUGUUUGGGGACCUGCUCCGAGUGGCAGAUACAAUUGUUGCAAAGGCUACAGAACUCAAAGACCUGAAUAGCCGAGCGCAGGCUGAAGUCACCAUUCGAGAGGCCCUGCGUGAACUCGACCUGUGGGGAGUUGGUGCUGUGUUCACCCUAACUGACUAUGAGGACAGCCAGAACAAAACUAUAAAAUUGAUCAAGGACUGGAAGGAUAUUGUAAACCAAGUUGGGGAUAAUCGCUGUCUUCUUCAGUCAUUGAAAGACUCGCCGUAUUACAAAGGCUUUGAGGACAAGGUAUAUAUAUGGGAGACAAAGCUGGCUGAACUGGAUGAAUACCUGCACAAUUUGAACCAGAUACAGAGGAAGUGGGUGUAUCUGGAACCCAUUUUUGGUCGUGGAGCACUGCCUAGGGAGCAGGCACGCUUCAAGAGAGUGGAUGAGGAUUUCAGAGCAAUAAUGGCAGAUGUUCACAGGGACAGCAGAGUUACAUCACUUAAUGCAAGAGCAGGAAUCAGACAUUCUCUUAUCACUAUACUGGAUCAACUUCAACGGUGCCAGAAAUCUUUGAAUGAAUUUUUGGAGGAGAAACGUUCUGCUUUCCCACGGUUUUAUUUCAUUGGAGAUGAUGACUUGUUGGAGAUCCUUGGACAAGCCACCAACCCAACUGUCAUUCAAUCUCACCUAAAGAAACUUUUUGCAGGUAUCAACACUGUGGAUUUCGAUGAAGAAUUUCAGCAUAUUACUGCUAUGAAAUCUCUAGAGGGUGAAGUUGUGUCUUUGAAAAAUAAGAUUCGCAUUUCAAAUGAUGUUGAGGUCUGGCUGAGCGAUUUAGCUUCUGAAAUGAAAGAAACGCUGAAACAACUGCUGUUCGAUUGUGUUACUGCUGGGAGAAGAUCAGGCAUUGAUCCUUCGCUCUUUCCAUCUCAGAUUCUGUGUUUAGCUGAACAGAUUCAGUUUACAGAAGAUGUUGAAAAUGCUAUUCAAGUUCAUAAGCUUCAGCAACUGGAGGUGGACUUGAUGGCUAAACUAGACCAUUAUACUGGCGUGGAUACCAGAAAUGAGGAUUCAGGGCAAACUGAUGUUAGUGUUUUGCAGCUAAAAUUAAAAGCCCUUAUCCUUGACAUCAUCCAUAAUAUUGAUAUUGUGAAGCAGCUUCAAAAAGCAGAGAUAAGCAGUAAGGAGGACUGGGCUUGGAAGAAGCAGCUGCGAUUCUAUAUGAAGCAAGACAAGAAAUGCUAUAUUCAGAUGGUUGAUGCGGAAUUCCAUUAUACAUAUGAAUACCAGGGUAAUGCGGGCAAGCUGGUUCACACUCCCUUGACUGAUAAGUGUUAUCUCACUCUGACACAAGCCAUGAAGAUGGGGUUAGGAGGAAAUCCCUACGGGCCAGCGGGGACUGGCAAGACUGAGUCUGUAAAGGCUCUUGGUGGACUGUUUGGAAGACAGGUUCUUGUUUUUAAUUGUGAUGAGGGUAUUGAUGUUAAGUCUAUGGGACGCAUAUUUGUUGGUUUGGUGAAGUGUGGUGCCUGGGGUUGCUUUGACGAAUUCAAUCGGCUGGAGGAGGCUGUGCUGUCAGCUGUUUCCAUGCAAAUCCAGGCUAUUCAGAACUCCCUGAAAAAUCAAAGAAAUGCUUGUGAACUUCUUGGGAAAGAGGUGGAGCUGGAUCCCAACUCUGGUAUUUUCAUAACCCUGAACCCUGCAGGGAAGGGCUAUGGUGGAAGACAGAAACUACCUGAUAAUCUGAAACAGCUUUUCAGACCUGUGGCGAUGUCUCGCCCUGACAACGAACUCAUCGCAGAAGUCAUUCUGUACUCCGAGGGCUUCAAAGACGGCAAGAUUUUAGGCAGAAAAUUAGUCGCCAUCUUUAAUCUUUCUCGAGAGCUUUUAACCCCUCAGCAGCAUUAUGAUUGGGGUUUGAGAGCCCUGAAAACUGUCCUCCGGGGUUGUGGAAGCCUUCUGCAGCAGCUGAAAAAAAACGAGAACAAAAAGACAAUAAAGGAAAGUCACAUUGUGGUGCAGGCUUUGCGUCUAAACACCAUGUCGAAGCUGACGUUUACAGACUGCUCUCGAUUUGAUGCCUUGGUUAGAGAUGUUUUCCCUGGGGUUGACUUUAACGAUGUGGAAUAUAAAGAGUUAACUACAGCCUUACAGGCUGUGUUUGAAGAGGCAAAGUUAGAAAUAAUACCAAGCCAGAUGAAGAAGGCUCUUGAACUUUAUGAGCAGUUACGUCAGAGAAUGGGAGUGGUGAUUGUGGGCCCAAGUGGUGCCGGGAAGUCCACGCUGUGGCGCAUGCUGAAGGCAGCGCUAGGCAAGAAUGACAAAGUGGUGAAACAAUACACUAUGAACCCCAAAGCCAUGCCCAGGCAGCAACUUCUGGGCCACAUUGACAUGGACACUAGGGAGUGGUCGGAUGGAGUCCUGACUAACAGUGCAAGACAGGUGGUGCGGGAGCCACAGGAGGUGAGCUCCUGGAUAAUCUGUGAUGGCGAUAUUGACCCGGAAUGGGUUGAGUCCCUGAACUCAGUCCUGGAUGACAACAGGCUGCUCACUAUGCCCAGCGGGGAGAGAAUUCAGUUUGGUCCCAAUGUUAACUUUGUGUUUGAAACACAUGACCUUAGCUGUGCCUCUCCUGCCACCAUAUCUAGAAUGGGAAUGAUCUUUCUGAGCGAUGAAGAUACAGAUGUUAAUUCUCUGGUGAAAUCUUGGUUGCAAAAUCAGUCAGAUGAAUGCAGAAGCAAUCUUGAAAACUGGAUUGGAGACUAUUUUCAAAAGAGUUUAGACUGGGUUUUGAAACAAAACGACUUUGUUGUGGAUACCAGUCUGGUGGGGACAGUCUUGAAUGGGCUGUCACACCUUAGUGGUGUCAGGGAGCGAGGGCAGUUUGUUGUCAGUCUCAUCAGGGGUCUUGGCAGCAAUAUAAAUCUGAAAUCACGGCAGGAGUUUGCAAAAGAGGUUCUAAGCUGGGCCCGUGAAAGCCCACCUGAUCCAAGGAAGCCUCUGGACACAUUUUAUGACCCUCAGAUGGGACGCCUCAAAGCUUAUCUGCUGGAGAAGCCAGAAAAUCUGUCUGCAGAUGAUUUCACUAACCCUCAGAACCUUCCAGUCAUUCAAACACCCGACAUGCAGAGGGGUCUUGAUAACUUCAAGCAAUGGCUCAGCUCUGAAAACAGGCAGCCCUUUAUUUUAGUAGGACCUGAGGGCUGUGGAAAAGGAAUGCUCCUGCGAUAUGCCUUCUCCCAGCUCAGAUCCACACAGGUUGCCACUGUGCAUUGCAGUGCUCAGACCUCCUCUCGUCAUAUUCUGCAGAAGUUGAUGCAGACCUGUCUAAUACUCAGCUCCAACACCGGACGAGUCUACAGACCUAAAGAUUGUGAACGCCUUGUUUUGUACUUAAAGGACAUCAACCUGCCAAAACCAGACAAAUGGGGAACCAGCAAUCUAAUAGCUUUUCUUCAGCAGGUGCUGACCUAUCAUGGAUUUUACGAUGAUAAUCUGGAGUGGGUUGGACUGGAGAACAUUCAGAUUGUGGCUUCAAUGUCCGCAGGGGGUACAGUGGGAAGACAUGUCCUAACGACUAGAUUUACGUCAGUUGUUCGCAUAUGUACAAUCGAUUAUCCUGACAGAGACCAACUGCAGACUAUCUACAGUGCUUAUCUUCAGCCUGUGCUACACAGGAACCUAAAAAGCCACCCAGCCUGGGGUUCAGCAGGCAAAAUACACCAGCUGGCUGGAUCCAUGGUGCAGGUGUAUGAGCAGGUCAGAGUGAAAUUUACAGUUGAUGACUACAGUCACUGCCUGUUCACUCCCUGCAUUCUCACGCAGUGGGUGCUCAGCUUGUUUAGAUAUGAUUUAACUGGAGGCACAUCACAAAACUCAGUAGACCUUGUUUUAGAAGUUAUAGCUUACGAAGGACAGCGUCUCUUCCGGGAUCGUCUUGUGAGCACAAAGGACAUCAAUGCAUUUGACAACAUUUUGAUGUCAGUGAUUCGUGGAGACUGGGGUUCAGAUGUGCUAGAAAAUAUGGCAGACUCUUACUAUGUCACCUGGGGAGCUCCUCAUGAGGCUGGUGCAGUAAUAGCUCCUGGGCAGCCUUUACCUUCACACGGAAAACCACUGGGUAGACUGAGCUCCAUGGAUUUGAAGGAAGUUAUCCACAAGGGCAUAAUCCAGUAUGGAAGAGACAACAGGGAACUGGACAUCCUGAUUUUCCACGAGGUCCUUGAAUACAUGUCCAGAGUGGACAGAGUCUUGAGCUGUCCUGGGGGGUCACUGCUGCUGGCUGGACGAAGUGGAGUGGGCCGUCGUACUGCCACCUCUGUGGUUAGCCACAUGCAUGGAGCCACAAUGUUCACACCCAAGAUCUCCAGGGGUUAUGGACUGAAGCAAUUCAGAAAUGACCUAAAGCAUGUGAUGCAGCUCGCUGGAAUUGAAGGGCAGCAGGUAGUUCUUCUUCUUGAAGACUACCAGUUUGUGCACUUUUCUUUUCUCGAGAUGGUCAAUAGUCUACUGUCUUCAGGCGAGGUUCCAGGUUUGUAUACUACAGAAGAACUGGAACCACUUCUAUCACCUUUAAAAGACCAGGCUUCACAAGAUGGCUUCACCGGACCCAUUUUUAAUUAUUUUUCAUAUAGAAUCCAGCAGAACCUUCAUAUCGUCUUGAUAAUGGAUUGCACCAAUUCCAACUUCACUAUUAACUGCGAGAGCAACCCAGCUUUGUACAGAAAAUGUUCAGUGCAGUGGAUGGAAGGCUGGUCUGACAGCAGCAUGAGAAAAAUCCCUGAAAUGCUUCUUUCAAAAACAUCAGGACAGGAAGAGAAUAAAGGAGACAAAAAAGAACAUAAUAGAAAGACCCCUGGACAAGAUGCUCUUACAAAAUCUUUUCUGGUGAUCCAUGAGUCCUGUAAAGAAUAUGGUGCUACUCCCAGUGCAUACAUGACGUUUCUCCACAUCUACAGCACCAUAUACAGCAGCAAGAAAACUGAGUUAACAAAAAGGCAGAGUCAUUUACAGGCUGGUGUUUCGAAACUGAAUGAAGCCAAAGCACUUGUGGAUGAACUUAAGAGCAAAGCUGCAGAACAGAGUACAUUGCUAAGAACAAAACAAGCAGAAGCUGAUGCAGCCCUACAAGAGAUUACAGUGUCCAUGCAGAAUACUAGCGAUCAGAAGACCGAGAUGGAAAAGAUAAAAUAUAAGAUUGCGGAAGAAGUUUCUAAAAUUGAAGAGAGGAAGGCAACAAUUGAAGGUGAACUCAAAGAAGUACAACCUCUUGUAGAUGAAGCUAAACAAGCUGUUGGAAACAUUAAGCCAGAAUCACUGUCUGAAAUCCGGUCAUUGCGCAUGCCGCCAGAUGUAAUUAGAGAUAUUCUGGAGGGUGUCUUGAGGCUGAUGGGAAUUUUUGAUACCUCAUGGGUUAGCAUGAAGAGUUUCCUUGCUAAAAGGGGGGUGAGAGAAGAUAUAGCAACUUUUGAGGCACGAAACAUAACACACGAAAUUCGAGAAAGUGUUGAAGAACUUCUUCAUAAAAACAAGGCUUCAUUUGACCCAAAAAAUGCGAAGCGUGCCAGUGCUGCAGCUGCUCCGCUGGCAGCCUGGGUCAAGGCAAACAUUCAGUACUCUCAUGUGAUGGAGAGGAUUCAACCUCUGGAAAAGGAGCAGUCAGGAUUAGUUGAUAAUCUCCGUAAAACUGAAGGCAGGAAAAAGAAAUUGGAAGAUCAGCUGAACUCCGUGGGUCAGAAAGUUACAGAACUAAAGGAAAAAUUUCAGUCCAGAACAACGGAGGCUGCCAAGCUGGAAGCUGAAGUGAGCAAGGCCCAAGAAACAAUCGAGACAGCGGAAAAACUGAUCCACCAGCUUGAAGGAGAACACAAGAGAUGGAAUACACAGGUGGCAGAGAUAACUGAGGAGCUGGACACAUUGCCUAAGAGAGCCCAGCUUGCAGCUGCAUUUAUCACUUAUCUAUCUGCUGCACCAGAAGAUCAGAGGAAAGCUAGCUUGGAAGAAUGGAUGAAAUCUUCUGGUCUUCAAAAGUUUGAUCUCCGACAUUUUCUGUGCACGGAAAGUGAACAGCUCAUUUGGAAGAGUGAAGGGUUGCCAUCAGAUGACCUGUCAAUGGAGAAUGCGCUUGUUAUUUUGCAGAUCAAUGCCUUGAAGCCCCGGAGCUAUGCGUGCCCAUUCCUGAUAGAUCCUUCAUCGCGUGCUACAGAAUGGCUGAGGACACAUCUCAAAGAGUCACGUCUGGAAAUCAUAAACCAGCAGGACUCAAACUUUAUCACAACCCUGGAACUAGCAGUCCGCUUUGGCAAGACACUUGUUAUCCAGGAGAUGGAUGGAGUUGAACCAGUCCUCUACCCUUUGCUGAGAAGGGAUCUUAUUGCUCAGGGCCCUCGUUAUGUCGUCCAAAUUGGAGACAAAAUCAUUGAUUACAACGAAGAAUUUCGCUUGUUCCUUGCAACUCGGAACCCCAGUCCCUUUAUUCCACCUGACGCAGCAUCUGUUGUCACAGAAGUUAACUUUACUACAACCAGAGCUGGUCUCCGAGGACAGCUUUUGGCAUUAACUAUCCAACAUGAGAAGCCAGACCUGGAAACGCAGAAGACUAAACUUCUACAGCAAGAGGAGGAUAAGAAAAUACAGUUGGCUAAACUUGAAGAAUCUCUUUUAGAGACUCUUGCAACCUCACAAGGAAACAUCUUGGAAAACAAAAACCUAAUUGAAUCUCUGAAUAAGACCAAGGCAAGCAGUGCCCUCAUCCAGGAGUCACUCACUGAGUCACACAAGCUACAAGUCUCUUUGGAUCAGGAGAGAGAUGCCUAUCUUCCAUUAGCAGAAAGUGCUAGCAAGAUGUACUUCAUUAUAACUGACUUAUCCAAAAUUAAUAACAUGUACCACUUCAGCCUGGCAGCGUUUCUAAGGCUCUUCCAGAGGGCUCUGCAAAGCAAAACGGAGUCUGAAAACACUGAAGUCAGAAUCACAUCCCUGAUUACCUCUCUGAAGAACACAGUGUAUGAAUAUGUCUGUCGCUCCCUUUUUAAGGCUGAUCAGCUUAUGUUUGCUCUACAUUUUGUCAGAGGAAUGCAUCCAGAGCUCUUUCAAGAAAAUGAAUGGGAUGCAUUUACUGGACUGAUUGUUGGAGACAUGAUCAGAAAAACAGAUACACAGAAAUCCCUGAGAGAGCAGAUUCCAUCGUGGAUUGACCAGGAAAGAGUGGGAGCAGUGGCAUUAUUCAAGAACACCUUCACAUCCUUGUAUCAGAGUUUAUGUUUGGAUGAUGGAAGUCUCUGGCUUACUUUCUCUCAAAGUUUUACCUGUGAACAGGACUUCCCACAAUCCAUUUCUAAGAAAAUCACAUUGUUCCAACAGGUCCUGGUGGUCCAAGCAGUCAGACCAGACAGACUUCAAAGUGCCAUGGCUGUCUUUGCAUCUAGAGCCCUGGGUGAGUUGUUUUGUUAACUCAGACUCUGUUGGCAGCUGCACAAAGCAUUUUACUCUCACCUUA